AUGUUGGUUAAGGCAGAGGACCGAGAUCAGCGUAGAAUCAAGAGGUCAUAUAAGCAGUCUCGUGGAGAGGCUUCAGUAGUAUCUGUUGGGGGUUUUAGGGUGCCUCAGGCACCACAGCCAGUGGCGCUGUCUGUUGGUUCUUAUCCGGGUAGAGAUUCUGCGCCUACUGCUUCCGAACAUCAGUCAGGCCAUCAGGGUAGUUCUCAUUCUUGGGUUAGAGUUCUUGUUGACACGGGUGCAUCCCAUUCAUUCAUAUCGACUUCAUUUGCACAUUCUUUGGGUUUAAAGUUUACGCAGCGGGAUAGUUUCCUUUGCGUUGACACACCAGUUGGGGGUCUAAUGUCUUUGGAUCGUGUUUGUCAGGGUUGUGCUACCGAGAUAGCUAGAUGGACUUUAGAACGAGUGUUAGUUUUCACUCCUACAGGAGAUUGUUUUCAUUUCGUGGGAGAUCGGUACGAUUCCCACUCGAUGAUGAUUUUUAGUAUCGAUGACUGGAAUCGCCACAAGUCCUACUUGGCUAGUCUAUUAGCCGACGAUGAUAGUAGUUCAGGCCGUGUUUAUCCAGCAGUUGUUGUGGAGUUUCUGGAUGUUUUUCCAGAGGAGUUGACAGACCUUCUUCCUCUUCAAGAAGUUAUCUUUGCCAUUGGCGUCAUUCCUGGUACUGCACUGCUCUUUAUGGCACCGUAUUGUAUGGCACAGGCAGAGUUGGAUGAGCUGAAAGCUCAAUUGGAUGAUUUGAAAGCCAAGGGCUUUAUUCGUCCAAGUGCUUCGCCCUAG
Messenger RNA from Cornus florida, 777 nucleotides. RefSeq lists its product as uncharacterized. The coding region runs from base 1 to 777 and encodes 258 amino acids. Gene Ontology annotation, molecular function: aspartic-type endopeptidase activity. The record is from RefSeq and is a predicted model, not a curated record. Lineage: Eukaryota; Viridiplantae; Streptophyta; Magnoliopsida; Cornales; Cornaceae. The transcript is spliced from 4 exons. Gene Ontology annotation, biological process: proteolysis.